Messenger RNA from Cylicocyclus nassatus, 4043 nucleotides. Lineage: Eukaryota; Metazoa; Nematoda; Chromadorea; Rhabditida; Strongylidae. The record is from the annotation of a GenBank genome assembly.
AUGAAGUCAAAUGAGACCACCUUUUUUAUUGGUGGUGUUGGUGUUAUCACAGGGUAUGUUUUCCUUGAACUUAUCACAACAUCCGCUCAGAAGAACUGUGCAGGGUUGGAUGGCGAACUGACAGACUACAAUGACUAUGAUUCAAGCGACAUUCAUGGGAUAGAUAACUUUACCAUAGACGAUGAAGAUGUCAACUCACACUUGCAAAUCCAAGCAACUCUGCAACACUUUCAAGAGUGUCGUGACAAGAAAUGGUCAUGUGAUAGAGAUUGUAGUUUUAUAACCGCUGAGGAAGUAUCUACAUUAGGCCAGCAGCCAUUUCCGCAUGACAAGUGCUUUGGAAUACCUAUCAACUACAAAUACACACGCGAUCAUAAUAUCGGCAGGUUCCCUAUCGAACUGGGUGUGCUGAGCCGAUAUCCCAGAUGUUGGUCGUACCUUGGUCCAUUAAUAUGCGCAACAAUCUUUCGGCCUUGCUCUCGUCAUUAUUUCAUUGAGAAGGAGGAGAAUGGCAGCGUUAAGGAUGGAACCAUUGAGUUGUGGCAGCUUUUGGAUGAUAGCGUGUGCGAGAAAGCUGUGCAAAUGUGCGGUGAUGUCAUCUCAUCCGGGCUAUUCCCAUCUUUUAUACGUUGUAAAGAUGUCAGCACGAAUGACACUGGAAUGAAGAGCCGCCUUAUAUAUUCAAACAAAUGCCAGCACAGUAUCGAUGACUACCCGGUCAAAGUUGACGAGGGUGCCUGUCCAUGGCCACUGGUAUUGGAAUCAAGCUCAUUACAGACAGAUUCAACACCUCUACUAGAUAAUUGUUAUCUUCCUUGCAGAUCCCCAUUUGUAUCCCCUCCUCUCUCGGACAGAUUUCGAACGGUCCGUUUCUUUAUUUGUACGCUGCUGACCAUCCUUUUCUUUUCGGAAUCGAUUUUUUUGUCGCGUUUUUGUAAGCUAUUUACUGAACAUAAUUCUCUCUUCUACAUCUCGCAUGCAGUGAUCUGUGCCGCUACAUAUUGUCUCGUCUGGAGUUUAUCAUAUUUUGAUAUUUUUUUCACCCUCUCUGAGUGCGCUUUUGGUGGCGUUUCUCGUCGUUUCGCGCUUUCUCACAGCAUUUUCGAAUGGUGCUCUAUACAUUCUAUUAUACUUUACACAAGUUUUCUUGCUGCUUAUAUAUGGUUACUGUUACUUUACGUCAAUGCCAUAUGCCCACCGAGUAUGAUUUCAUUCUAUUUUACGCCAAGGUCUUUCCGCAUCUGUUCCCGACUUUUUCUUAUCUUCUGUGUUUAUGGGAUAUCUGUGAUAAUCUCGUUUUUUGUUAUGAGUAGCCUGCGUGAGAACGACGGUGUUUCCGGUGUUUGUCAUUAUGGACUGUUAACAUGGUGGAAAUAUCUUGCAUCCAUGUUUCCUUUGGUAUGCAUUGCAUUGAUCCUAAUAAGCUUUAUACUAAUAGUUUCGCACAAAAGAAAAGAGAUCAUGAAUAGGUUGGCCUUGAGGCAUGCUUUGGAUGAAUUGAACGGAGAUGAGAAUCAGGAAUAUACUGAGCAUUUCCCUCGGUUUGAGACGGAUGGCGAUGCAGUCUUUGCCCAUGUCCCAGGAGCAGUCAAUGGUCCUUUGAGCAUCGAUGUGAGAUGUGUAAGAGAAAAUCAAGGGUUACUUCGAGAAAAUCCUAAUCAGCAGAUGUUUUGGAAUGUUUAUAACAGGAGUCAGCGGUUAUUGAGUGAGCGUCUUUGUCGCGAGCGUAAUUCUGGAAUAUCAAUCAGGUGGAUUGGAGCGUCGUUUAUCUUAUUUAUGUUGUUUUUGGUAGUAUCUCCUUUUAUUCAUUAUCAUUAUGUUGCAAUGCCCGCUAGACACGAGGAAGAAAGCAUAGUAGAAUAUAUAACAUGUCAUGUCGCCCACACAAUUCGCAAUCGCUCUGUAGAGUGGAUCACCCAAAAUGACUACCCUUUGCCAAAUUCACACGAUGCAUUAUGGUGCUCACUGCCUCUCAGGGAUGCGCGAGAUCGACUCGAAGGGAUUCUUGUGGUGUUUGUAAUUCUGCCAGUUCUACCUUUUCUGGUUCUACUAAUGGCUUUCCUGGCUGGAUUGAACGGCUACGGAAGGUUUGGGAAGUGGCAGAAACAUGAUGGUGGCAGCGAGUUUUCCAAAGUACCUGUAGACUGUGAGACUUGUGAAGCAAUUCCGAUGAAGCCUGUUGUUGUUCAUAAGUCUGAUGUAGAGGCUGCGUCACCUAGUUCAAAGGACACAAAAGCGUCUUUUAUGGAGGCUGUAGACGAGACGCAAAUUAAACUGCAAACUGAAAGCCAUGAUGUGGAAACUGGCGAUAGUACAAGUGUUGCUGAAGGUGAUAGAGAGAGUCAAAAAGAAUACCAAGAAGAACUCAUGAACAUCAUAAACAAAAUCCGUGAUGAGUUAGCAUUCCAGCAAUCUAUGCUUGUUACGGACGGUGCCGCUUGGAAUAUCUCUCUAUACUACAUGCGACGCAUUGAGCAGCUUUUAUCUAAGCUGCAGUCAUCCGACAUCAAGGCGGACAGGAUAUACAAAGAACUGCAAACGUUUGGAAAUGAAAUGAGCAGGGUGGUUCCGUCGGUUUCAAGUCAUGUCAUGCAACUUUCACGAUGGAUGGACUCUGUUCGCGAGACAUAUCUGAACAUUGAGCAUCUCAGAAGUGAUCCGGAGGAGCACCAGUAUCCUGUCGGCUCGGGAGACAUCUCUCGCCAGCAGGAGUUGAUAGCUUUGAACGACUACAUAAUGCGAAUGGCAGCGUCAACUUCAAGCCAUCACGAAUCACCGCAAGCAUGCACAACAAAUGCUGAGUUCAGUACUGUAGAGCAGGAAAAUGUGAACUCGGGUCCAUUGCCAGUCGAGAAGGUGAAGGAGCAGCCGUCGGAACAGAUAUGUGCUGUCAGUCGAGAGCAACGUCAGGACUCGGUUGAAGAUCAGCAGCCUGGUCCCAGUCAUGAUAGACAGGAUGCUCCUGAGAUGGUACCACCAGCUGAUCGGCGGACGGGAGUUCCCAUCAAUGGGAAUGCUGCAGUACCUUCGCAGUCCUCAGUUAGGGCCCGUCAGAUUCUGCGAAUUAGUGCAUAUGCUGAAUCGUACUCAGCUACUCCGCAAGGUAUUCUGACGAGACUGACCGUACCUGAGCUACGCAUCCGCGUGCAACAGAUCAAGAAUAUAUGCGCUGGUGACUCUCUAUAUCCUCAGGAGCUUUCCUAUAUGCUUUUGGUCACGGGUGACAUCACUUUCGGGGGAAAUACAGCAAGAGAAGAUUUUCAUCUGUACACGAUGGAGCAACUUCCUAGCAUAUUUGGUGCAAAUGUGCCAAGUAUCGAUGCACGGAUAGGCGUUCAAGAUUUUCUUGUCCAGAUGCGCAGGAGAGCACUUUGCGUGGUGGCUGCCAUUGGAUACCACUUUUCGUUACAUCACAGGAGAGGUUUAGAGUAUACGCCUCCAGUACUACCUCCACUGGGACUGUAUCGAUCUGAAAACGAGUUGAUACUACGACGAGUUUUGGGUGACAAUGAUGAUGUGCUGCCAUCAUUACGUGACUUUCUGCAGGAGUUCCAGUUCGGACGAGGACCGGUGGUUCCUCGCCUCGAUUUGAGAUUCGCCACUGCUUUCAGAAACUAUUUGUGCCUUGUUGCGGCAAGAGAGGGUUUCGACAACAACAUCGAAGAGUACGUUCCUGAUCCCGACCCUCCGCAAGAGCCGUCAAACGCUCAGGCAGAUGCAGAUGAUUCUGAUGAAGAUAACGAUCCUGAUUUUUGAUGUUCCCAAUCAUCGCAGCACUGAUCCCUUACAUCUCGCGCACGAGAAUCUGUCAUCGUAGAUGACCAUAAACUUCCGAUCACUGCUUUUAUUUGACCGAUUUUCUAUCCAUAGUUUCUUAAUCUUGUAAGGAUCUUUAAUUGCAGUUUUUGCUCUGCAGCCGUAUGCCCUGCUUUUUUCGCUGAUUUAGUAGCUUUCAAACAACCAUAUCACGAUUUUUCUCAAAUCUGACGGUUUCUUUGCUUCACGCUCCGUUGCCUGAUUUGUUUGCAAAUUUUAUGUGCAUA